Molecule: messenger RNA, 1991 nt
Organism: Drosophila subpulchrella
Lineage: Eukaryota; Metazoa; Arthropoda; Insecta; Diptera; Drosophilidae
Gene: Gs1
Product: glutamine synthetase 1, mitochondrial
Exons: 2
Coding region: 180-1382 (400 amino acids)
Cellular component (GO): cytoplasm
Molecular function (GO): glutamine synthetase activity
Source: RefSeq, a predicted model, not a curated record
UGCUCACAAGCCUUCCAAACCUCGAAUUGGUCGGGUCCUCAGCAGUCGCUCCGCAGCCACUGACAAAAGCAGAAACCGAAAGUCCCGCAAUCCAAAAGUCCCAGAAGACCUGCCAGCCAGCGACUACUUAGCAAAUCACAUAACUGUAAAGUGGACAAACGAGCAGAGCACGGACCAACAUGGCAUUCCGCGUGGCCGGACUCUUCCUGAAGAAGGAGCUAGUGGCUCCCGCAACGCAGCAGCUGCGCUUCCUGCGCACCUCGAACACGGCCCGCUCCCAAUUCUUGGCCAACUCGCCCAACACGGCGCUGGACAAGAGCAUCCUGCAGCGGUACCGUAACCUAGAAACGCCCGCCAAUCGGGUGCAGGCCACUUAUCUUUGGAUUGACGGCACCGGCGAGAACAUCCGCCUUAAGGACCGCGUCCUGGACAAGGUCCCCAGUGCCGUGGAGGACCUGCCGGAUUGGCAGUAUGACGGCAGCUCCACCUACCAGGCCCAUGGGGAGAACUCGGACACAACUCUUAAGCCUCGUGCCAUCUACCGCGAUCCCUUCAAGCCGGGCAAGAACGACGUGAUUGUCCUGUGCGACACCUACCACGCUGACGGCAAGCCGACGGCCUCGAACAAGCGUGCCGCGUUCCAGGCAGGAGUCGACAAGAUCGGCGACCAGGAGCCCUGGUUUGGCAUCGAGCAGGAGUACACGUUGCUGGACGUGGACGGUCGCCCCUUUGGAUGGCCGGAGAACGGCUUCCCGGCCCCGCAAGGACCCUACUACUGUGGCGUGGGAGCCGACCGCGUCUACGCCCGCGAUCUUGUUGAGGCCCAUGCCGUGGCCUGCCUCUAUGCUGGGAUCGAUUUCGCCGGCACCAAUGCCGAGGUCAUGCCCGCCCAGUGGGAAUACCAGGUUGGCCCCAGCAGCGGCUUGAAGGCCAGUGACGAUUUGUGGGUGUCGCGCUACAUCCUGCAGCGCAUCGCCGAGGAGUACGGCGUGGUGGUGACCUUUGACCCUAAGCCAAUGGAAGGCCAAUGGAACGGAGCCGGAGCCCACACCAACUUCUCCACGAAGGCGAUGCGUGCCGAGGGUGGCAUCAAGGCCAUCGAAGAGGCCAUCGAGAAGCUGAGCAAACACCACGAGCGGCACAUCAAGGCCUAUGACCCCAAGGAGGGCAAGGACAACGAACGGCGCCUGGUGGGUCGUCUUGAGACCUCCAGCAUCGACAAGUUCUCGUGGGGCGUGGCCAACCGCGCCGUGAGUGUACGAGUGCCGCGUGGCGUGGCGACGGCCGGCAAGGGAUACUUCGAGGACCGGCGACCCAGCUCCAACUGCGAUCCCUACGCCGUGUGCGGUGCCAUCGUCCGCACCUGUCUGCUCAACGAGUAGGCUGCAAGUGGCUGAAGGAGCUAGUGGGCGUAAAAUCUUUUGUACAUAGUAUAUUAUUGAACUUUGGAGCGUGUCCGAUCAUUUGGCUACUUUUCCAUUCAAGUGGAGCAAAAUUUAGUUUGCUUGUGCAAAAAAGACAGGAGAACGAGGCACGAGAAGCGUGCGUUUAGCAUUUAAGAAAGUGGGUGGGUGGCAAGAAGAUCAGAACAAGAAGGAAAAUUGAACCUGAAAGCGAUGGGGGCCCCAAUAAUAUUCUGCCAUAAAUAUUUUACAAAUUAUGUAUACCUAAUCGUUGAUUUAAUCUAAAUAAUAAAUAACAUUGUACGUUAAUGCGCUAUCGUUGGAUUUAAAAAAUAUGAUCUGGCUUACACGUUUGCCAUUUUGGCCAAAACACUUUGUAGAAUUAGAAGUUUUGACCUCACUUGUUGAUUACCCGUCGGGGUGUCCAAACGUAAUGUUAAAGAAAGGAAUAUCACUGAAAUUCGACUACAUCUAAUUAACCAUUCAAAUCCAAAACGCACGUACAUAUGGAAAUUGUUUUUAAAACUAAUUGUUGACACGAAGUUGUUGAGUACAAUUUUAAGGAAAAUAAAUUUGCUACACAUAAUA